Messenger RNA from Coccinella septempunctata (seven-spotted ladybird), 1743 nucleotides. Its product is annotated as facilitated trehalose transporter Tret1-2 homolog. Gene Ontology annotation, cellular component: membrane. Bases 126 to 1547 code for a protein of 473 amino acids. Gene Ontology annotation, molecular function: transmembrane transporter activity. Gene Ontology annotation, biological process: transmembrane transport. NCBI's taxonomy places the organism in Eukaryota, Metazoa, Arthropoda, Insecta, Coleoptera, Coccinellidae. The record is from RefSeq and is a predicted model, not a curated record. The transcript is spliced from 3 exons.
GAUUUCAGAUUAACAUCAUUUCAUGGAAAUUCAAAGUAGUUUUAUACGUUGGAAUAGUUUAAAGGAAGAAUUCGAUAUGUAAAGAAGAAUAUCCUCAAUUGAUUUGUGAUAAUACAAGGGAAAUAAUGAAAACAAUCUUCGGUUUUCUAGACAAACCAUGGUUCAAACAGAUUCUUGUUGCUGCUGGUCCAAUAGCAAUAACCUGUGGAUUAGGGAUGACAGAGGGUUAUUCUGCUAUUUUAUUACCUCAGCUCCAACAUGAAAACAGUACAAUAAAAAUAGACACUCAACUAUCCUCACUUAUAGCAUCCAUGUCAGCUCUACCAAUGGCUGGGGGAUGUCUCCUAGGUGGUUUUUUUAUGGAGAAAAUAGGCAGGAGAGCCAUCCACAUCUGGUCUUGUCUUCCUCUAACACUAGGAUGGUUUCUCAUAGCUUUAGCACCAAACACACUCAUAAUUUUGAUAGGAAGGUUCCUGACAGGUGUCAGUGAUGGCCUUCUUGGGCCUCCAACUGGCGUCUACAUAGCGGAAACCUCACAUCCAAACGCCCGUGGAGUCCUAAUCAUGUCAACAUGCGUUGCAAUAACUGCAGGAGUAUUUGGGGUACACCUAUUAGGCACUUUUUUCACUUGGAGGAUCACAGCACUCAUAAGCGGACUUAUCCCAAUACCAAUCGUUGUUUUGAUGUUCUUCGUGCCAGAAUCCCCCACCUAUCUGGCUAAGAAAGGACAGGUGGACGCAGCUACCAAGGCUUUCUACUGGUGCAGAGGAGAAUCCAGAGAAUCCCGAAAAGAACUGGAAGAACUGAUCGAACGUCAAAAAAACCUGGAUGACGCCCCUAAACUGUGCCUGUUGGACCAACUGAAGAAUCUGCGAGAUCCCAAGUUUUGGAAACCGACACUUAUAAUUUCAGUGUUGUUUUUCACGGCCCAAGCCACUGGUAGCAAUGCCGUGGCUAGCUACUCCAUCAAGAUCAUACAAGAGUGCGGUUUGAAGGGUGAAAUCUUCGACGAGUACCUCGCGAUGGUUUUUAUGGAUUCUUUCAGGGUUUUGGCCUCUAUCUUGUCCUGCGUUUUGGUCUUCAAGAUGACCAGAAGGAAUCUGAUGAAGCUGAGUGGGUUUGGAGUGUGCAUCUCAGUGUUUCUCCUAUGUUUGUACCUCCAUUUCUUUGGAAAGUCCAUCCAGUAUCAUCCAUUGGUCGUUUUGGCUCUGUUGAUGAGCUACGUCUUCUUCAUAGCUGUUGGUAUGAUACCCCUGUCUUGGACGAUGAUGGGGGAAAUUUUCCCUUUGGCUUACAGGGGUGUGGGCACUGCUAUAACUUCUUUGGUAUGUUACGUCUUCCUCUACCUUGCAGUCCAAACUUUUCCACAUUUUUUCGAAUUUUUCGGGAGCAUUAUAGGGAAUUUGGGUUUGUAUGGGGUUUGUACUUUGGUGGGUACUCUAGUGUUAGUUGCUUACCUGCCAGAAACUAAAGAUAAACCUUUGUAUGAGAUCGAGGAUAGUUUUGUGUCUGGAAAAGGUACAAGAAAUGCUGUUAAAGAUACUUGAUAAUGCCUAAUUUCAUGAAAAUAGCAACAAUACAGAAUGUAUUACCAAUAAGAAAGGAUUAGAAUGAUGAGGAAGGAAAUGAACUACAUCAUUUUCCUUAUUUUUACUUGUUUCUUCAUCAAAAUUCAGGUCAGUCUUAAGAAGAAUUUGUAUUAUAGUUUUUAUCGUAUUAAAUUAUUAAUUAUCAAUCUUGGGA